AUGGAUAUCGGUUUGGGUAGAUCUGUCACAUUUAAAUUUGUAUUCCGGAAAGCAGUAUGCGAUGAUGGCAAAUUGAACGUCAUGAUUAAGACUGAAUCAAUUCGAGGCAUUUGUCCAGUUGGAUAUUAUAUUAAAGAUGGCUCCUGCGUUGAUAUAAAUGAAUGUGAAUCUGCUCGGGAAAUAUGUCACGAGCAAGCACAUUGUGUCAAUACCAUUGGAGACUAUUUAUGUGAGCGCAAUUGUCCACCAGGUUUUAAAGCAGGCCCACAAGGUGAUUGUGAAGACAUUGAUGAAUGCACCCUUGGCAUGCAUAAUUGUACAAGCGGUGUCCUAUGCAUAAAUAGACCAGGUACCUUCUUAUGUGAAACGUCAUUAUGUGCUGAAGGUUAUACCCGAGAUUCCAAUGGUCGUUGCAAAGAUGUGGACGAAUGCACAAAAUCGGUAUGCGGUAAUUUGAAAUGUUUGAAUCACCUAGGCUCAUAUAGUUGCAUUUGUCCAACAGGCUUCCCAACUGAUAAUAAUGGCCAUUGUGAAGACUCCCAAGGAAAUUUAACUGAUUUAAAAUUAAUUAGAUUUGAUGAAAAUUGGAGCAUGUGUAAACCAGGUUACCAUCGUAUCGCUGGAACAUGUCAAGAUAUUGACGAAUGUGUAUUCAAUUUUCCAUGCAAAUACAAAUGUGAAAAUACUGAAGGCAGUUAUAAAUGCUUGUGUCCAGAGGGCUACAGAGUUGAACAAAAUAAUUGUAUCGAUAUAAAUGAAUGUUUAUACGAUCCGUGUGCCGAGAAUGAAUUAUGUUUUAAUCAGUUGGGAAGUUAUGAAUGCCUUACGACACCAUGUCCAGCUGAUUAUCAUUUGGAAGAUCAGAAAUGCAUGCCAAAUUGUCGAAAUUGCUCUAACUCACCUAUUAUAAUAUAUAUGAUAUCAGUACCAAAAAGCACACCACCUUCAACUCCCUUGCUGCGUGUGACAGCUUACGAUCACCGAUCGAAAUUGCUUCAUCAAACACAAUUUGUUAUAAAAUCAAUUUCAAAAUUCACCAAACAUAUCCCAUUUAUUUUUAAAACAAAAAAUGGUCGAGCAACGUUACAAAACGCAGAAGAUCUACUUAGUGCAGGAACAUAUAAACUUGCCAUACGAAGCAUCUCAAAGCUACCUUACAGAACGGGCAAAUUGCUAAAUGAUUUCAUUGUUUUCAUUUCUGUCUCAGAAUUUGAUUUUUAA
Molecule: messenger RNA, 1221 nt
Organism: Cercopithifilaria johnstoni
Lineage: Eukaryota; Metazoa; Nematoda; Chromadorea; Rhabditida; Onchocercidae
Source: the annotation of a GenBank genome assembly